AUGGCGAUGCUGGAAGCAAGUUCUAAGCCAAGAGGGAGUGGUCAACAAGGAAAAGAUGAACAAAAGCAAGGUUUCCUUCAAGAGAACACUUGCGAGAAGAACUCCGAGAAGGUUCAUGAGAAACCGGCCAAAGAAUCGAUGUUUUCAAUAUUCGAAUUCCCAAAGUCAGAGCCAAAUUUGAAUGCACAGGAGAAGAAAGUCGAGAAAGAGAAGAAAAAAGAGAUUGAGAGAAAGAUCAAGGAAAAUGAGAGAAUCGAGAAAGAAAAGAAAGAUAAUAAGAGGAAGAUGGACAAGAAGAUCAAAGACGAGGAGAAAAGAAUGAUUGAAAAUGAAAUAAGCCAAGUUAAGGUCGAGUACAAAGAGAGGCAGAAGAGAAAUGAUUUGGCAAGAGCAGAAUUCAGACGAGUACAAGCGGAACAAGCGAAAUUAUAUCCUUCAUCGCGAGAUGGUCAAGCGCGUCGCGAGACUUACAUAAGCUUGCAGCAAGAAUGGCGUUAUCGUGAUGAAAGGGCGAAGUACGAGAAAGAUCAUCGGAUAGAACAGUUGAAGUCCAACUUGAAGGCACUGGACUUGCAAUUGACAGUGUCAGGAGGAGAGAUAUUACGAUUACACCAGUUGAAAGAAGAGGAUGAAAUAUCCAAGGAGCAAGCAAGAGAACGAUUGAGGAAAUCCACAGAGGCCAGAAAAUCUGCAGCGCAAGCCAGACAAACUACACAAUCCGGCAAAGAAGAACCCACUAAGAAAUGCAUCUUACCCGUCGUCUCCCAAGAAGUCAACUCUUCUAUGGAAGACAAUCCCUUUUAUCUGCCUGGCGAGUUCAAGUAUCAGCAGAUGGGAGAAUGGGAUUCCGACACCUGCAAGGAGUGGAUCUAUGAUUCUCUUGAGAAUGGCCUUACAAGCCUUGAGCUACAGCAGUUAUUCUUCAAAUUAAUAAAUAUGCCACGUAUUGGUGGAAAACGCAUGUUUGGGGCAACGGAAGAGGAGUGGGUUGAGUGGUUGGCUACUCAUGGUCUACUGAUCCAUGACAAGUUGCAGAGGAUCGCCGAAGUGAGGAAGGUGGACAUGUAG
Molecule: messenger RNA, 1068 nt
Organism: Botrytis fragariae
Lineage: Eukaryota; Fungi; Ascomycota; Leotiomycetes; Helotiales; Sclerotiniaceae
Exons: 3
Coding region: 1-1068 (355 amino acids)
Source: RefSeq, a predicted model, not a curated record